Hyla sarda is the source of this 2199-nucleotide messenger RNA. It is a transcript of the gene CASP10, whose product is annotated as caspase 10. The transcript is spliced from 13 exons. Lineage: Eukaryota; Metazoa; Chordata; Amphibia; Anura; Hylidae. The record is from RefSeq and is a predicted model, not a curated record. The coding region runs from base 347 to 1924 and encodes 525 amino acids. Gene Ontology annotation, biological process: negative regulation of extrinsic apoptotic signaling pathway via death domain receptors; proteolysis. Gene Ontology annotation, molecular function: cysteine-type endopeptidase activity; protein binding.
CUCCUCCCCCUCUCCUCCUCCUCAGCCUCUCAGCUUCUGGUUUCGGUUUAUCAGAUGUAGGAAGUGACAGGCGGGACAGCUCGGACUCAGGCCUCUGCUGCUCCGGACUUUCCCCACUUUACCAUGCAGCAGGAAUAGCAGGAGAAUGGCCGACGGAGAGGUGUAGGUGCCAGGGCGUCACUGGGCCGAGAGUUUCUGAGCAGUUUUGCCUUUAUUGACUGCUAGGUUCCCCGACAGACGUCACACUGCUGUGUCGCAACGGCAGUGGGAAGGAAGCCAUUAAGAAUAUGGUACAUGAGGAGAAAUGGAAGAGCAGGCACAUUGAGUGCCCACAAUAUUCUGGACAAUGGAUUUUAACAGACAACUUUUUUCUAUUGAUUCUCAACUUGCCCAAGAGGAUUUGGAGUCUUUGAAAUUUCUUUGUGUGGAUUUAAUUUCCAACAAGAGACUAUUAGCAAUAAAAUCAAGUCUAGAUCUUUUUAGAGAGCUCCAGAAGCAGAGUCUACUUGAAGAAGACAAGUAUGAUCUCCUGGCUGAACUGCUUUAUAUUAUAGGCCAACACAGUUUACUAAGAAUCCUGGGCACCAAUAAGUGGAUUGUGCAAGAGACAUUAAAAAAGAAGAGGAAUGUGUCUUCGUAUAGGCAAAUGCUUUUUGAACUUUAUGAAGACAUCACCUCUGAAGACCUGAAAAGUAUAAUAUUCCUCCUAGAUGUUCCAAAGAAGUAUUCAGAAAACAAGAAAUUCCUUGAUAUUUUGUGUUAUCUAGAAAAAAAUGACCAAUUGUCUGAGACUAAAUUGGACGUCCUGGAAAAAGUCCUAGGCGUUGUUUCACUGGAACUUCUAAAGAUAAUAGAUGACUACAAGAAGACAAGAGAAAUACAAACUGCAGGACCUCAAUUCUUGUCCCCUGAAGAUACGUUUUAUGACAAGACCCCACUUUCCAAAGAGGUAACAGAAGUUUCAACCGAAGACAAAGAAGAGGAGAGUAUUAGAGAAUAUUUUCAGCAUGUGACCGAGACAGUCAAAGAAAAAGAUCUUAUGACUGAAAAUACUGAAAUAUGCAUUUCUGAUCUUAAUCUGAAUGAACAGCCAAAACAAGAGCUUGAUAUCCUACAGGUGUAUCCAAUGAAUCGGAAACACAGAGGCUACUGCUUGGUUAUUAAUAAUUCUGAAUUUAUGAAGAGUGAUCCAAGACGAGGGACUGAAAAAGAUGCAGAGUUCCUAAAUAAUGUGUUUACAUGGCUGGGUCUGGAAGUGGAGAUUCGCAAAGACAUGUCAACACUGCAAAUCCAUGAAUGCUUGAAAGAGUUCCAGAACAGGGAUCAUACGGAGAGAGACUGCUUUGUUUGCUGUAUUUUGACUCAUGGAAAAUCACAAGCAGUCUAUGGGUCUGACAGUGAAAUUAUACUUUUAAGUGAAGUGACAUCAUAUUUCUCUUCCACAAAUUGCUCAACAUUGGCUGAAAAACCAAAGUUGUUCUUUAUACAGGCGUGUCAAGGAAAAAGUUUUCAAGGUGCACAUGCUAUUGAAGCAGAUGCAAUUUCUUCUGUUGACGAGAAGAGAGAUAGAAGAACAAUACCUGAUGAUGCAGAUAUUUUAAUUGGAAUGUCAACAGUGGAUGGCUACUACUCAUUUCGUGAUAUCCGAAAAGGGUCAUGGUACAUCCAAGCUCUAUGUGAAAAUUUGGCACAAAUGGUCCCGAGAGGAGAAGAUAUUUUGUCCAUUUUGACAAAAGUCAACAAAGAUGUCAGUGAUUUGGAGUACAUGAAAUAUGGCAAGACCAUUAAACAAAUGCCACAGCCAACUUAUACUCUACGAAGAAAGAUACAUCAGAAUGCUAAAUGCAGAACAUUUCAUCUUAUCGCUUUGCCUGUAGCUAAGACUGGAGCCUUGAGAUGGAGACUAUGGAUACAAGACGUCUAAACAUUGGAUUUUGUGGAAAGAUGCUGAAAUCUUAAGCUAAGAGGACUUGCAAGAUAAUGAUUUAUGCUACGCCACUCUCAAAUGACCAAUCAGCAUAUAGAACGAUGCAUAAUUUUACCUUUCACCCUCCCCUUUUUCUCAGUUUGUAAAAACCAAAUUUACUUCCUGUAAUAAACAGAACUCCCUGGGGUAGCGAGGAGAGAACCCAUGCCAACCUGGCCUGGUGUGAAUUUUCUUAUGUCGGAAAUUAGUAUAGCGGUAGUCACUCACAGAUU